AUGGCCAAGGCUUAUACUACGUUAUCAUUGUCGUCAUCAUUGGUACGUAUCGUUCUAGUACUAUGGAAAACGGGUGUGUAUCUUAUCGAGGUAGGUUAUCUUACAACACGCAACGUGCAUUUGCUGGGAUCGGGUUUAUUCGGAUAUCCUAUGGUUGAUAUUGAGAGCUACUUGGCAUAUGGUGUCUUGUUGAAGUUUACAAGGUCACAGCUAUGGUUGGUUUUGUUUGAGGCAAGGAUACCAAUAAAGUACGACAAGGAUCAAGAAGGCUUUUCCUCGACCGUAUCACUGGGACGUCAAGAAUGUUAUUGUAUCAACAGCAAGGAGCAACAUCAAUAUGUAUUUUUGGUGCCAGCUGUCUUUACUCCGUCAUGUGGUUCUCGUUAUCAACAGCUCGCUUGA
Messenger RNA from Lichtheimia ornata, 402 nucleotides. RefSeq lists its product as uncharacterized. The transcript is spliced from 4 exons. The record is from RefSeq and is a predicted model, not a curated record. Lineage: Eukaryota; Fungi; Mucoromycota; Mucoromycetes; Mucorales; Lichtheimiaceae. The coding region runs from base 1 to 402 and encodes 133 amino acids.